Oncorhynchus gorbuscha (pink salmon) is the source of this 3917-nucleotide messenger RNA. Its product is annotated as cholesterol 7-desaturase nvd. NCBI's taxonomy places the organism in Eukaryota, Metazoa, Chordata, Actinopteri, Salmoniformes, Salmonidae. Gene Ontology annotation, cellular component: chloroplast. Gene Ontology annotation, biological process: cholesterol metabolic process; chlorophyll biosynthetic process. The record is from RefSeq and is a predicted model, not a curated record. Gene Ontology annotation, molecular function: 2 iron, 2 sulfur cluster binding; chlorophyllide a oxygenase activity.
ACAUCUAUUUUCCAAGGCGCUCUGCCUCACGACAAUAGCCUAUAGAACAUUUAUGCCACUACUGACAAGACUACAGUACGACAAACUAUUAAGUCAGUCUUUUUGUGAAGCCACACUGCCGAUCUGGCACAGGAACCAGUGCGACAGCGCUGCAGUGGCCGGAACCGGAGGAGAGGUUUUCAUGGUGACGCGGCUGUGACAUGCCGCCAGAGGGUGGCAGCCAGGGACAAACACCCGUGUACUCUGUCUGGAGAUCUCCUUAUAGGUUAAAUAACACGAGAGGAUGGAGGGUCAAAGCAUGUCUCUACUCGGCAAGAUGAUGGCAGUUAUAGGGAUAAGCGUGGUAGCAGGUCUCAUCGUGCACGUGCGAGACCCAUUGGACUCAAUUUUAGGAGGUGGAUACCCGGAGCUGUGGAGGAAAGCGGGACUGGUAGGUGCCCCAGCCCGGGCCGUGGCUUGCAUCUUCGCCGGGGUUUCCCUUCUUUCUAUGGGCUGGCUAUAUAGACUACUGUUUGCCCCCCUGGAACUGCUCAGAACUCCCGACGAGGUUGGAUACAUUGCCGAAGACGGUCGCUCCCGCGCCCAAGCGGCAAACGAAGUGCGUCGGAGACGGAAAACUGGCGAACUGCCACCCGUUUAUCCAAACGGCUGGUAUCGAGUAUUGGAUUCUCACAUGCUGGAGCGAGGGGAUGUCAAGAACGUAACUGUUUUAGGUGAGCAGGUGGCAGUGUUCCGGGGCACAGAGGGCAAAGCCUAUGUGGUGGAUGCCUACUGCCCACACCUGGGGGCCAACCUGGCAGUGGGGGGGCGUGUGGUGGGGCAGAGCAUAGAGUGCCCGUUCCACGGCUGGCAGUUCCGGGGGGAAGACGGAAAGUGUGUGAGGAUCCCCUAUGCAGAGAAAGUGCCAGAGUUUGCUAAGGUGCGCUGCUGGCGCAGUAUGGAGACCAAUGGUCAGGUUCUGGUGUGGUUCCACUGUGACGGAGAGGAACCUGGCUGGACAGUACCAGAGCAGGGGGAGAUCACACGAGGGGAAUGGGUCUACCGGGGCCGCACUGAGCACUUCAUCAACGCACACAUAGAGGAGAUCCCUGAGAAUGCAGCAGAUAUUGCCCACCUGGCCCACUUGCACACACCAGGCAUUGUGAGCGGGGUUGACCUGCGCUACACCAACAGCAAGACCUGGGAGUUUGUGAGGCACGACUGGAAGGUGCAAUGGGAAGCUGAGUCUGAGCCCACUAAACACUGCUCCCAGAUGCUGGUGAAACAUGCCCUGACUGUGUUUGGUCGCCACUGGCCUCUGCUGGACAUGGAUGUAGUGGCUCGACAGGUUGGUCCAGGGGUGGUGUUCCUGCUGUUCGACCACAGUUUCCUGGGUCGGGGUGUGAUCAUGCACUGUGUGACGCCCGUGGAGCCUCUAUUGCAGUGUGUGUCCCACACCAUCUUCUACCAGAGCAACAUCCCCCCACUGGUGCCCAAGUUCAUCCUGAGGGCAGAGUGCAUCCAGUUUGAGCGGGACGUGAUGAUCUGGAACAAUAAGAAGUACAUCUCUAAGCCCCUGCUGGUGAAGGAGGAUUCUGCCAUCCAGAAACACAGGCGGUGGUUCAGUCAGUUUUACAGUGAUAACAGCCCUCGGCUGCGCUACCAGCACAACACGCUGGACUUCUGACCUCUCACACACUGAAAGAAGCACAGGAAAGCCAAACGAGGUACUGGUCCAAAAACACCUUCAAUGUCCAAAAGGUAUUCAAAUAUAAAAGAGAAGAGGACACCCAUGGAAUUUAACACCAGACAAUUGUUAGUCUUUUGUAGCAGCCAGUCAGCUCUUUCAUGGUUAAUGAAUUGUGGGGUCUUGUGAUGCAAACCAGCUGUAGUAAAAGCAGCAUUUGUUAUUGUUUUGAUAACUGAGCAGCAACCAAGCACCCAAAGGGACUCUUAUUCUACAAAAGCCCCAAAGUCGUGCUCGACAUUUUCACUUAAUUGGACUUCCGUAGCAAGACAAAAUGCCGGUGGGAGGAUUCAUCUUCUCCCCUUCUUGUUAUAUUUCAAACAAAGCAACUGAAUGCCCUCACAUCUCCCAUCAGAGUUGUACAGGUGUAAAAAGAGACCAGACUAUCUUUGGCCAGUUCAGUGUACGAAAUGAACACUCUCCUGUGGGAACUUGGUGAGAUUCGCUCUGGCCUCGUUUAAGUGCCUAGCUAUAGCUACUCUGUGAUCCUAUAGGAUUGAUGGGACCUGAGGACUGCUCCCUUUUCACUCAUCUUUCUUUUGAUUUAUUUUGAUCGCUCCUGGCGUCUUCAAUCCAGUUUAUCCACAUCUCAAUCGUACAGGAUUCAGCCCAUAUUCCUGUGAAGACCCACCAGAACCAACCAAUAUGAAUAGAUAUGCCAGAAUUGCCUAGCCUUUAUUGUAGCUGAUAGUGAGAGUCUAUACUGUGUGAAUGAACAGGAAUGUAUUGGAAACCGGUGUGCUGUCUGUACAUUGUUAUAUGAUUCCAGCAGGCUUCAGUUUGAUCUCUGUACCUCCUGGCAUUAUAGACCUGUGACUACCAUACAAAAUAGGUCAGUGUAAAAAAACAUAACUUGCUAUAACUUAAAACAUGUAAUUUAUUUUCAGCCUAAGUUCUCAAGGAAACUCCAAAUCGGGCAAUCAUGACUUGUGAGGACAUCACUGUGUUCCAAAAUGAGUGCUUAAAGCAUUAAUGUUUAAUGAAAGCUGGCACCCAGCCCCAGCUUCAGGCCCUUUCAGGAGUGUUUGUGUCCCCUGGAGAAUAUCUUAAAGCUCAGUUGCUGAUUGACCCUGCCAACUGAUAGUGGUUCCCUCACGCGUUACCCCUGAAUAGAUUAUGCAGUUCCUUUGUACUAUGCACCAGUGCAGUAUAUGAUGACAGUACUGGAAUGUUGGUACCAGGUAGUUACCAAUAUGUUGAAUUUGAAUCGUUUGAAAUAAGUAUUAGAAAGUAUCAAAACCAGGUGGAAACAGUAGAAUGAAGUACUACCGCACACUGUGUAGACAUGAGGAUAACAAUUAUAGUCAAAGGUCAUUACUCAAGACAGUAUGCAGAAUAUAUUUACAUGUGGAUCGCUUAUGGACAAAGCCAUUUUGACAAAGCAUUUAGCAGAGAUGUCCUAUAAGAAACUCAGUGUUGUUGUUUGUAGCUUGUUCUUUCUCUAUUACAUAGCUGUGAGUCCCAUUUGUGAUGAGGAAAGGCAGGGUUGUCCAAGGAGUUUCAUGGCUUCGUACCGCAGGUGUGCACUAUAUAUGCACUCAAAUGUAGCAAAUAUCAUGUGGCAAUAUUGUUUGAUUGAGUUGCUUCGCUCCAGACUUAAAACAUGCUCCCUAAUGAGAAAAGCUGUGAGAGUGCUAACAGGGUGUUACUGUGCUAAUGAUACAGGACAUUAUUACCAUAUUAGUGCUUUGUGACUGUGCAGGUCUAUACAGGCCAUUGGUAUGUACUUGCGUUAUAUGAUGAUGCUGUGUUGCUGGCUGUACUCUGAGAUUGCUCCUGAGAGCCAGAUUUUGUCUGCACUCUGUGACAACAAUGAUGCCGUUAGGUUGUACCAAAUACUGUACAUGUCUGUCUGCUCUGAUGGAAGUGUGAGCAUAAUGACCCGCGAAUGAGUGUACUGGUAGCGCUGAAUGUGCUUUGUGACUGUGUUGAUGUUCUGGGACAGGGGUCAGGGUUAGUGUGACUGUUCUAACUGAUCCCAGUUGGCCCUUUAUGGCCAAUAGUCACAGUUACCCCAAAGUGGGGACGUUGGUUGAGAAAAAUGAUUAGCAAAGGUAGAAUAGCACAAUAAUACGUGUUUAACCCACCUUUCUUCAUAUGACACAGCAGAUUGGAAAGAUUAUUUUUGUCAAUGCAUUGUCUAGAAAUGCAGCAUUUAUGUAAAUCAGCAGAAUAAACAUAUUCAAAUCUA